UGUGCAUAUUCAAAGCUGUAUCCUAUCUGGGCGUGUACUUGAACCCAAUCUGCAGGCUGCAGAUGGGUGUACUUGGCAAGCCGCCCCUGGAUUAAAGUAUAUGUAAAAAAAAAAAACCCUAACAAACUUCUGUUUCCAUCUCAUUGCAUGCAGGCUUCCUCUGCGUGAAGUGUUUUACCUUUUUUUAGUCUACAUUAUUUUCGACAGUCUUGCUUAUGGCCAUCUUCUUACUGGUUUUAAAGCAGUUAUUCAACAAAUGUCAUCUUGGCUUCCUUUGCUACAGACUGAUAUGGCAUCAGAUUCCAUUACUGUAGCAGCGCUUGGAAGACCUCUGUUUCCUGGCAUGUUGUAUGACUGCCGCAAGGAUUCUUUCAUUCCAGGUGUAACUCUGUGGGAUAAAAAAUCACUGCGUGAAGAUUUGGACAGUCAUUCACAGCUCCAGACAGAUUUGAACUUCAGUAGCUCUGACUCUCUCUCUAGUAAGUCCAAUCUCCUGGAUGUGAGUGCUUCCUUGAAGGCCAGCUUCUUGGGGGGUCUGGUGGAGGUGGGAGGAUCUGCCAAGUUCCUGCAUGACACCAAAUCAUCACACCACCAAUCCAGAGUUACAAUGCAGUACAGUGAAACCACCAGAUUUGAUCAGCUCACUAUGACCCAUCUGGGCAAGAUCACCUACCCUCAGGUGUUUGAGCAGAAAACUGCAACUCAUGUGGUCACAGCUGUACUGUACGGCGCUCAGGCUUUUAUGGUGUUUGAUCGGACAUUUUCAGAAGAGGAAAACAAGGAGAAGAUUGAUGGGGAACUGAAUCUUAUGGUGAAGAAAAUCCCCAAAUUCUCAAUUGAAGGAAGUGGAGCUGUACAUAUGACAGAUGAUGACACACAAAAGAUUGAGAAGAUUACCUGCACGUUUUAUGGUGACUUUCACCUUGAGCAAAGCCCAACUUCUUACAUGGAGGCUCUUGAUUUGUACAAAAAGCUCCCUUCUCUGCUGAUGGAGAAUACAGAGAAUGGAGUUCCAAUCAAAGUAUGGCUUUAUCCUCUUCAUUUAUUGGAUUCUAAUGCAGCUCAAUUGGAGGCAAAGAUAAGCACAGGUCUGGUUUCUGACAUUGGAUGUGUAAUGGAGGAGCUAGGAGAAGUAGAGAGGACAUAUAAUGACCUGUCCAGAAAUACACUGGUAAAUAAUUUCAGCAACAUCAAAGAGAGGCUGUAUUUAUUUCAUAAGACUUUUAAUAUAUAUAAGGCAGAGCUCCUGAAAGAUGUUGGCAGAAUCUUGCCUGCUAUUCGAGGAGGAAAAAUGAAGGAAAUAUCACUAGAAGAAAUCUUGAUCCACCGUGACUUCCCUGGCAUGUUUAAGCAGUGGUUGAAUGAUGCAAAGUCUGAAUUUAACCUCUUGAGUUUUUACAUUAAGGGGAUCAAAACUGAAGAUUCAGACAAUCUCAACACCAUCCUCCUUGAUCCUAAUAUUGAUUUUGUGGUGUGCUUGACCCUCACUUCUCUGAAUGAAGACUUAUAUCUUCAAAGUCUGAGGGAGUUUUUAAAAUCUGACAAAUCUAAAGAGUUAGAUGGUAAACAAAAAAGGGUGUCAGUGACUUCUGCGACAAAGUGGUUCAAUGAUUCUGCUAUCAUAAUAAAGAUGAGAGAGAACUUAUCCCUUUUCAGAAGCUUUUCAGAGGCAAAUAAAGAUGAAAAUAGAAUCUGCUUCCUCAUUUCUGCAACAUCUAAUACACUCAGCCCAGGAUCCUCCAUCUAUCUAUAUGAAAAAGGGAAACUGAAAAGCACAGAAUUUCAGCCUGUGUCCAAACCUCCACCACUGAUAGUGAAGAAUGUCCAUGAACAGACUGUGUCCCUGAAACUGCAGAAGUCCCCAACUGGAGAAACAGUGCAGUACAGAGUGGAGUACAAGCAGGUAAAAGCAGAAUCUGAAGCUGAAGAACAGUGGCUUGUCAUAUACACAACUGAUGAAGACUUUACUCUGACUGGACUGGAGUCUGGAAAGCCGUACAUGAUCCGCUACAGGAUAGUGAGUAGAGUGGGAGUGAGUGAAGCAAGUGAGACGGUCAAUCCAAUACCUAUGUCAUCUCAGCCUGUGAUCGUGGGAUUGCUACAAGACAGUGAAACUACCUUUAUGACUCCAUCCAUCACCACCAUUAAGAAGAUCAGCGUUCAUGGUUAUCAACAUUUUUUUGUGAUGCCUAAAAGAGACUUGGCUGACAAGAACGUGAGGUUUGAACUAUUCAGCAGAUUGGAAGGCAUUACGGUAUUUUUCAACACUGGUCACAUGAUCAAAGUUGGUAGAACUUCCAGCAUAACAGAGGAAUUUAUAUUUGAUGACAAUGAUAAACUCAUUGCAGCAACAAUGUGGCAAGAUCAAGAAAAUAGAUAUUUCGGUGGAUUCAAAUUUGAGGUCGCCAACAGUGAUGGUACAGUAAAAACAUAUUCUGCCAAGUGUACAGAUCUGUCUGAGCCUGUGAAGAUUGAUGUGAAGUCUGGAAAAUGUUACGGCGUUACAGCAAGAUGUGGAAAACGUGGACUCCAAGCGUUCGGAUUCUACUUUAUUUAGAUUCUCAAUAAUGAAAGAAACAAUGCAGAGAUGAAAUGCUAAACAGUGAAGUUAAUGCAUGAAUCAGAUUUAUAUUUACGGUAGUGUAGUAUAGUGUGAGAUUUGAAUCAAUACAUAAUACUUGUGCAUGUUUUCAGAAUCUAAAAUUAGGGAUUCAUUGUAACGUACAAUGUUGGUUUAGAAAAGCAACUGAUUUUUGUUGUGUUUGAUGUGUUGUUUUUAGUUCAUUCAUUUAAUCGUUUCAUUUAAUCAAAUAAUCAUGUAUAAUUAGUCAUUUAUAUAUUUUUCAUUUGAUUAUUUUUGGAAUUUAAUUAUUUAGAUUAAUUAUUUAGGUUAUUAAAAGUUUACAUGAACUCGAAGUUGUUGAGGCUUUUCAGUGUGUUGAUGUACUUCAGACUAAAACAGAAUAUUGAGGAGUGGAGCUUUCUUUUUGCAAAUAAUUUAAAUUUUCUGGUAUCACUCCAUGAAAGGGCUAGUCUCUUGAAGCCAACUAACAGUAAGAGCGGUGUGGUUAAGAAUAAUGUAAAAAAAAAUAAAUUAAUCUGAGGAUUAACUUGCAUGGAUUAAAGGUGCAGUAGGUGAUCUGCCAAAAUGCUAACCGCUUAGCAUAUUAUCUUUGGACAGCGGGAAGAGACUGUGAUUCAAAGCCAAGCCUCCUGAACACGCGCACUGCAUCACAAGAGCCGACAACCUACUAGUUUAUGUUAUUCGCCAGUUAGAAAUGUUACAGUUAUUUAGUGUUUGGCCAGCAAUGUGCAAGAAUUUCAUUUAUUACUAAGCCACACUUACAUGCUAUUUCAGAGUGAAUAUUCCGUGUAGCAUGGUAAACAGUGUAAGAAGGCUGUCAGUGUUCAAAAAUGGAUAGAAAAUAGUCACAUCAAUCUUUCGUCUGGAGAUUUCAGUGGCUGAACAACACAUCUGUGAAUAUAAGCGAUUCAUAACACAACACAACCACACAACAGAACAUUACCUGUCUAACAGUAAUACUUCAGCCAUGGUGUCGUCCUUCCUCCAGCGUGCAAAACUAACUCCAAUAAUGAUUCAGGAUUUUCAAAAGUUUCAAUUCAGCAAUUGAUUUCACCGCGACUGUGAUUGUCUUGUGUGCACGUGAACACACAGCCCUGGUGCAGGCAGGCACACAUGAAUGGCGGAUCUGCGUGAACAGAUGCGCAAAAGCUCGUAUCUGCAUUUGUUAACAGACAGUUUGAGCUACUUACUGUAUCAGAAUUAUGUAAGAUGGCGGCAUUUUUAAUAAAACAUUUUUUUAGUUUUAUGCCUUAUCCAGAAUAAACAAUACAUAUAAACACAUUUAGAUCAUUUACUUUAAUCAGUACUGUUGGACUGAAGAGACUUUCAACCAGCACAACAAAAAAUGUUUCUAAAGACAAUCACCUAGUGCACAUUUAAUCAGUUCACCUAAAUAAGAACAUAAUAAUUUAUGGUAGCAAAAUAAACAUUGUUAAUUUGAUUUCACAUGACACUGGACAAUGUACAAUGUAAUGUAAUAUCACUGGACAAUGUUGCAAAACUACAUUAUAAAUAAAACUACUGGUCAAAGUGAAACAUAUAGGCUUACUAAGAUUCAAUCAACACUUUUUAAAGUCAUCAUUACUUUUAUCAGUCAAUAUUUAUUUAUUUAUUAACAUAUAAUCAGUAGUGGAAAGAGUAACAUUACUUGCC
Molecule: messenger RNA, 4237 nt
Organism: Danio rerio (zebrafish)
Lineage: Eukaryota; Metazoa; Chordata; Actinopteri; Cypriniformes; Danionidae
Source: RefSeq, a predicted model, not a curated record